This is a messenger RNA of Saccostrea echinata, 1707 nucleotides long. Its product is annotated as transmembrane protein 39A-like. Gene Ontology annotation, cellular component: membrane. The transcript has 9 exons. The record is from RefSeq and is a predicted model, not a curated record. The coding region runs from base 72 to 1421 and encodes 449 amino acids. NCBI's taxonomy places the organism in Eukaryota, Metazoa, Mollusca, Bivalvia, Ostreida, Ostreidae.
CCGUAAUUUUUGCUGAAGGAAAACAAAGACCAUAUUUUUGUACUUUUAUUUAUGGAAAACAAGAUAUAAAGAUGCCAAGUGGACGGCGUAUUUUAUCCCGUAUACAGUCAAAUUCUUAUAAUAACAGCAGUAAAGGAGGGAAUGGAAGUCACACAGAAGAUAGAGAUUCAAAUAUGGUGCCCCUGGCACAGAUGGCUGUUCUUCCAAAACACUGCUACCUUCCAGAAAUCCCUAGCGAUCCCAACAUGUCAUUUGAGGCCAUGUUGUAUUUCUUUGGAGUGAUAGCCAUGGGACUACAGUAUAUUAAUCUGUAUCGCACUGUGUGGUGGCUCCCGCACAGUCAUGCAAAUUAUGCCCUUAAUUUCUAUCUGAUUGAUGUUUAUCUCGUGCUGUUUUUAUGUUUCCUGAUGUGCAGAAGGAUUGUUUGGUGCUUUGUUCAAGAGAUAUAUGGAUCUAGGUCCACAAAGAGUGUAAUAUAUUGGGUUGUCCAGCUAGUAAAAGGGGUACUUUUGGCUAUUAAUGCCCUUGGCCUGGUCUAUACAGCGUACCAGGUCAUUACAAACCACUCAGCUUUGUAUUGCCUGUUUCUGUCAUGUCCAGCUAUUACUUAUGUUUUCCUGUUCGGUCCUUCCAUAAAGCCUUUGUACCAUAAAAGUCUGGUGUGGCCUUCACCUGUGUGCGAUCGACCACGUCACAAGAGGGAGGAGGAUGAGGUCAUUUUGUACCAUAAUUGUGUGUUGACCCCUGAUGUAAUUAGGUCAGAGGUCGACCAAUUUAAGUCAGACUUCAAUAAUAGGAUCAAGCAAGUUUUGUUCAAUUCACUCCUUACAGCAUACUACAUGACCUUUGUACCACUGUGUUUUGCUCAGAAUCACCUUAACAACCCAGAGAACACUUUGUAUUACGACACAUGGUGGGUGGGCCAGCAUGUUGUAGUCACAUGGCUCUCUGCGUUUCUGAUGCUGAUAGUACAUUACCUACCCCCUAAAUACCUGGAUCUGUUACACAGGACAGCUCUCCAUUUGGGUCGCUGGCAAAAAGUGGAGGGGAGACAUGCCCAUGUGCCAUAUAAUGCGUGGUCAGAGUUGACAGUUUGGCCACAAGGUGCGCUGGUCAAACAUGUAAAGGGGUUGUUUAAGGCAGAGGGGAUCAAUGUUACAGCAGAGCCCGGCAAUGGAAUGCAUGGCAGAUUUUAUUUUCUUUUUCAUCAGCCAAUGAGAGUGGUAAACUGGUUACUUAUUUUAACAUGGCUCCUGGUGGGUUACCAGUUUUUCUGUCUCCUACAAAGCACGGAGUGGAACCAUAUUGUCUGCAUAGCUCUUGUUUUAUUCUGCAAUUAUUAUACUCUAUUCAAGCUUUUAAGGGACAGAAUUAUUUUAGCCAAAGCUUAUAAAGAGGAAAUUUCAGAGGAGGAAAAGUGACAUUUUACCAUGACUUUACAUGCACAACAUUUAAAAAAUAUGUGUAUUUAUUUAUUAAAGCUGACCAUGCCAAAAUGAUAUCAAAAGUAUGAGAUUUCUUUGAACUGAAAUCUUCUUUAUAAUGCACUUUUUCUGCAUACUUGAUGAACAUUUGUGGCCCAUCUUCAUUUUGCAUGGGAUGCUGGAUAACUUAUGUUUGUUGUACAGAUGUAAAAGUGCUAAAUGUUAAUUCAUGCUGAGCAUGUCCUAAGUAUUCUACAUAAAUAAAUAUAUUUGCAGCAUUGAA